UGAAGCAAGCUGCUCUUUGUCACCCCAUUUUCCCCGGAAACCAAGAGCAGGAGCAGCCCAUUCAGGCUUGGUCAAUGAAAAUUGGACUAUUUCUAGGCCGGAACCGUAGCCAAUGAGUCUGCUCCACUCCUCUUUGUUCUGCACCACUUGGCUAUAGCUAUUUCCCCACCUAGGCUCCCCAAAAGAAUAGCAUAAUAAAGUGAAAGAUCAGAUUGUUACAGAAGACCAGAUCGAGGGAAGGUACCGGAUAAUCAAAGAAAGAAGCCAGCUUAAAAGCACCCUGGUCGAAGCGAAGCGCCUGCGAUGAGGGAAGAAGAGAGAGACCACCAAUGCAAGUGGAUCGACUUAAGCAUCGAUUUCGAAGGCGAGAACAUGAAGCAUGAAAAUAUAACCAGCCAUUUUUCUCGUUAAUAAUGUUCUGUUACAAACAACAACGAGAAAAUACGCUCUUGGACACAUGCAUGCCCCUAUCCCCCACCCAUCGUCCUGAUCUUGGCUUGAAGUAUCCAAGUAGCGCUAAAACGAAAAAGCGAACUAUUGGAAUUCUUGGGCUUAGCCUUUGAAUUGCCCUGGAUCAGUCCUAUACUAGGUCACAAUCAACCCAUAACUUAAAAGAAAAGAAAAAGAUCGAAGUCGAGAAGCUCAUCGCUCAUGCUUCCAACCCGUGCUUUCAACCCCGGAAAGACUCCGCUGACACACACAAUAUCUUCGCCACCCUCCCGACUCGCGAUCCCCAAUGCGGCUUUCCUCACUUCGGUAAGUUACAAGGAUGAAUGCAAAUAGCAAGGCGCUAUGCUGCGUGAAGUGAGACCGGCUGUCCUAAGUUAAGUGCUUCCUUAUUCAUUAAUGAUCUUGCUCAGUAGGAGGGCUUUUCCCCUUCUGUGCAGCCUGAUUUUCUCUCUGGAAAUGAGGGUGCCCUCGAUUGAAAUUUUUCAUCGAAUAUGGAAUCCUCCCAUGGGUGAGAAGGUUGAGUUACAGACUCCGUUGGCUUUCGCAAGAAAGCAUCUCGAAAGUUCCGAAAUCUAUGGUUGAUGUCUCACUCGAACUCUAUCCCUGACUUUCUUCGUCCGAGCGGCCCCUCUAGGACGCGAUGCGGGAAGGAAGAAGGAUUUCUUUCUACCAUUAAAUAAUUCGCAAUAGUUAACCAAGCAGUAGCCAAGAACAAAGAAGCAAGCCAAGAUCAAUGGAGGGUCGCCCCAGUCAAAAAUGGUAAGAAGGAGUAGCAUCAAGAACAUUCAUUGUAUCUACGCCUCUCAGCGAUCCACAGGCAUCUGUAGCAUGUUGUACCCGAGAGUUAUUUUGGCUGUGUCCGUUACACCAUGGACAAGAAUCUUAGUCGGAGUCAAAUUCCUUACCUUUCAACCCAAAGCUGAACAUAUCCGCACAGGUAUUCCAUUUCUUUUCUUGAGGAUCCAUUUUCGAAAAAUGCCCUCUUUUGAUUAGCCAGUUUCCAAGGGGGAGAAGCAAGCCGAACCUCUGAAAGAUUUGAGAUUCCGUAAGUAACUCAGUAAAUGGAUUGGGAGAAGAAAAUGAGAGAAACACGAACAAUUUCGUUCGUCAUAAAGUGGUUUGUUACACAUACACAUACACAGUAUUGCAGAGACGGGCUGGCUAGGCUCUUAUCGAAAUUGCGUAUAUAAAGAGAUUCGUCUUGCUUGAUCAUUGCAUUGAGUGCGUGGUAAAUGCUUUUGUUUUGACUGAACCUCCCAUUGCUCUCUCUCCGAUAGCAUGCAGCUUAUAAGGAAGACAGAUAUCUAUAAAGUGUUCAGUGAUAUGACUUUCCUACUGAUUGAAUCGCUUAAAUGAAUGAAAGGAAAGGUUGCUUUUAGGAGAAAUCUGCCCCCGUAAGAGGCGUUGCAAGCAAAUAGUUUUUUGAAAAGCGGCGAAGCUUGUCUUGUAGAAAAUAGAAAAGUUGUAUUGUUAUUCGUAGAGGGGUCGCGGAAGAAUAUUGGGUUCGAGUCCCGAAGGUAGGGGAUGAUUAUCGGCUCCUCAUAAAUCUAAAAAAGGAGCUGGGGCCGGAUCACCCUAUUCAUUUGUUCUAAAAAAAGAGAAUAAAGAGGGGAAGAAUCGACAAAGAAUGACGAACAUAAAAUCGUGAAUGAAAAAGCGUUAGGCGAAUGAUCUACUCUGUUAUGUUAGAAGGCGCAAAAUCAAUAGGUGCCGGAGCUGCUUUCAAUACUUACCAAGCGAAUUUGCUAGAUGCAUCCGGACCGUCUGCACUAGGUGCCGGAGCUGCUUCCAAUACUUACCAAGCGAAUUUGCUAGAUGCAUCCGGACCGUCUGCACUAGGUGCCGGAGCUGCUUCCAAUACUUACCAAGCGAAUUUGCUAGAUGCAUCCGGAGCGUCUGGAUCAGGGAUGCCUGAAGUUAUUCUUCAGGGAAUACCGGUUCCUCCGGGUAUCGAUCUAGCCUCGAUCUAUUCUUCGCCAUUUUUCUUCAGUCCCUCUGUUUGGAUCUCCGGUGAUAUUGAGGAUCCUUUGAUUAUCUCGAAGCUCAGUAAUUUCAAUAAAUUUUUAUUAGUUCUACAGAAGGAUUUUUUUCAAGGGACCAUACAAGGCCCCUAUAUCAAAGCUCUCCAAGGGGUAUUGGACCAAACUUCACCCGCUUUACUAGCGGGAAAACUGGACUUCCUACUCAUUAGAGAGUACAACUCUUGGUAUAACGUUUAUGCUAAGAAUAUGGGUCUCGGUGUGCCCGUACAUGAUUGGUAUGUGAAGAACUUUGGUAAAUUUGUCCCUUCCCCCCUGGAGCCCCUCUUGACUGACAAUUUUGGUUUCUUUUUUAUUGGCAUCCUUCUCAUAGUUGUGUUUUCUAUCUCUCUAUUAUUAUGGCGCAGAAAGAGAAAGAAUUUCAAGUGUGAGGAGAGCAAGCCUUCAUGUACGGGCGUUCCCCGACAGGGGCCUGCCAGCUCAGGAAGCCAAACGCCCGAUACCGGUAGAAGGGUCCCUAGCCCCCUUUCUCUUUCUUUAUUACAACCUUCUUUUUUGAUGUCAAAGACCAGGAACUACGCGCAAAUUCUCAUUGGAUCUUGGUUGUUCUUAACAGCGAUGGCUAUUCAUUUAAGUCUUUGGGUAGCACCACUAGAUUUUCAACAAGGUGGAAAUUCUCGUAUUCUCUAUGUACAUGUUCCUGUGGCUCGGAUGAGUAUUCUUGUUUAUAUCGUUACGGCUAUAAACACUUUCUUGUUCCUAUUAACAAAACAUCCUCUUUUUCUUCGCUCUUCCGGAACCGGUACAGAAAUGGGUGCUUUUUCUACGUUGUUUACCUUAGUUACUGGGGGGUUUCGGGGAAGACCCAUGUGGGGGACCUUUUGGGUGUGGGAUGCUCGUUUAACUUCUGUAUUCAUCUUGCUCCUUAUUUACUUGGGUGCGCUGUGUUUUCAAAAGCUUCCUGUAGAACCGGCUCCUAUUUCAAUCCGUGCUGGACCGAUCGAUAUACCAAUAAUCAAGUUUCCAGUCAACUGGUGGAAUACAUCGCAUCAACCUGGGAGCAUUAGCCGAUCUGGUACAUCAAUACAUGUUCCUAUGCUCAUUCCAAUCUUGUCUAACUUUGCUAACUUCCUCUUCUCAACCCGUCUAUUAUUUGUUAUUGAAAUACGUCUUCCUAUUCCAUCUUUUCUCGAAUCUCCUUUAACGGAAGAAAUAGAAGCUCGAGAAGGUAGUUUACGUGCUUAGUGCUUGCAUUUAAGGAAGACUCAAACCUAAUUCACUCGCGGAGUCUUUUUGCAU
Beta vulgaris subsp. vulgaris (sugar beet) is the source of this 3728-nucleotide messenger RNA. RefSeq lists its product as uncharacterized. Lineage: Eukaryota; Viridiplantae; Streptophyta; Magnoliopsida; Caryophyllales; Amaranthaceae. Gene Ontology annotation, cellular component: plasma membrane. The coding region runs from base 2118 to 3674 and encodes 518 amino acids. The transcript has a single exon. Gene Ontology annotation, biological process: cytochrome complex assembly; heme transport. The record is from RefSeq and is a predicted model, not a curated record. Gene Ontology annotation, molecular function: heme transmembrane transporter activity; heme binding.